Sphaeramia orbicularis (orbiculate cardinalfish) is the source of this 1407-nucleotide messenger RNA. RefSeq lists its product as uncharacterized. Bases 139 to 819 code for a protein of 226 amino acids. The record is from RefSeq and is a predicted model, not a curated record. NCBI's taxonomy places the organism in Eukaryota, Metazoa, Chordata, Actinopteri, Kurtiformes, Apogonidae. The transcript has 3 exons.
UGAAGAAGAAACCAGAGUGAGUAUUUGUUCUCUGUGCUUGUGAAUGGCAGUCCUGAACCAUUACAAUCGUUCUUCUUGACUGAAAAAGUGGAAGUGGAAUUUAGCUGUAAAAAAAAAAAUCUCUACAGUUAGGUCACCAUGUGGCAUGGUUGGAUGCCUCUCAUCUUGGCCUGGGUAUCUAUGGCAACCCCAACAUUCUGCCAAAGUGGAGAUGAUGAUUGGGGUUCAGGCUUUGACAUUUACUCUCCCAUAAUGGUGACCAAUGACACGACCCAAGCCGUUGGUGAUGAGCCUGUGAGGAUGGGAAACAAUCAAGACUGGAUUACAGCCACAUCAUUCUCACCAUCACCCUCCCCUUCAUUGCUCUAUGACCCCCAACCAGACAAGUGUUCUGUACAUUUCAGCACUAACACAGCAUCGGCUCGAAGACUUAAGGCCCAGAAGGAGGAGCUGGCCUAUCUGCAGGCCAUCCAGCGUGGGAACACGGCUGUGAUGGAGAAUUUAGCACAGUUUGUGGGAGCGGAGAUAGGAGAUCUGAGCUAUGAAGAUGUGAUUAAAGAAAACAUCAUCGGCAUCCAAGAGGAGCACAAGAGCUGCCAUGAGGUGGUUGAGAAAGCUGAAGAAGAUCUGAAAAAGCAGCUGGAGGGAGAUGCACUGGAUGCCCUUGCUGGGAUGCAGAAAAUCAGAGAAGAGUCCUUGGCCUUUGAAGACAUGCUUCUUGUUGCAGCAGACAUCGCCAGCAGGCUGGAGAGCUCUUCACGGGCCUUGCAUGCUUCAUUCACCAAGCAGCUGAAAGACAUUGUUAACACUCGUCACUAAGAAGUGUUGAAAUGUGUUGGGACACUGCUCACUUAUCAUCCUCUAAAUGAUGGUUGAUGUUUAUUCUGGGGCUCCAAAAUAAUCAAUGAUUCAGGGAAAAUAGGAGUUACGACAGUUAUUUAGAAAUCUGUGUCAAGUUCCUCCAUCAAAUAAAUUGUUGUAAUCAUCAUGAUGUUUUAAGAAAUCUGACUUUACAUUACUUGAAUGAUGAACAUAGCAAAACAGAACUGUUGGGUUACAAAAGCAUUCCAGUUCCUCAUAAAGUUAUAACUCCAUAAAGCUUAGAAUAUUGUUUUCCAUCCAGGCAUUAUGCUUGGAAAGUGGUGAGGUCAAACAUUGCAUCAGUAUGUGGUACAGGGUUGAGCCAAGUUGAGUGUUUAUGUAUCAUACGAGAUUGGCCUUUAGAGGCCAAACAUAAUGACUCUGUUAGUCUUCUCCAGAGGAAGCAAUGGAUCAGCCAUCUGGUUCCAGGGUAAGGAUGGAGCACAGUUUAUGCAGAGGAUGGAGAGAGCUUUUGUUUUUGUGGUGAACGAAGGGGCAAUCACAGUCAUUAGCAGCCACUGGGCUUGGGAUAUGGGGAGUGUCUAU